Messenger RNA from Diachasmimorpha longicaudata, 4046 nucleotides. RefSeq lists its product as uncharacterized. NCBI's taxonomy places the organism in Eukaryota, Metazoa, Arthropoda, Insecta, Hymenoptera, Braconidae. The coding region runs from base 226 to 3720 and encodes 1164 amino acids. The record is from RefSeq and is a predicted model, not a curated record. The transcript is spliced from 6 exons.
AUUGCGUGUUUGAGCCUGCCGGCACCACACAUCCUGGUGUUUGAAUGCUUAUUCCGAGGAGAUAAAUCCUCAUCAGUAAAAUAAGAAUUCUCUCCCAGUCCUCCUCAUUGCCCCGCGUGGAAAUCACUCCCGAGAGUCGCGUUCGAGCGUUAGAUUUAGCAAAAGUCUGCACAAAGGUAUUCUUCCUGCUGUGUGGCGUCAUCAGAAAUUCGGGUGACGAAAUAAAUGGCGGGGAGUAACGCUAGAAAUCGAGAAGAGGUGGUAUUUACGAUAGUGUCUCUUCUCGUGACAGAGAAGCCAUCGUACAACAUUCCGAUUCCCAAGCUCGAGUCAUUGUACAGAUCGACAGAGUCCGAGAGGAUUCCGUAUAAACUGCUCGGUUACCCCUCGAUUGUGGAAUUUUUAAGGACAAUUCCACAGAUUCAGUUAGUUGUGCGUGACGGUACCCAUUUCAUAAAUUUUCUGGGCUCGGAGAAGACUCGAGAACUGACUGAUCUGGUGGUGAAGCAAAAAACCAGUCAAAAGUGCCAGAGGAGUAGAUCCACGGCUCGAACAAAGGGUCCCCGUGGAGUACCAUCUGGAUAUUUUAGCAGAAGCCAGAGUGCAUUAUCCCCACGAAUGAGUGACAAUUUCUUGCGAUUGUGCUCGGAAACUCUUGAGAUUCUCGAAAAAUCGCCGAUCAAACUUACGAAGACUAUCCUGAUGUACAAGGUGCGGGAGAAGAAGCCGGGCUACUUCGAUAUGCAGACCCUCAACGACGUUCUGCACAGUCUCGGGGGGAAAGUCAUCAUCGACGAUCAGAUGGUGUCCGCAGCAAGCAAGGUUGGACGACAGCAUGAGAUUUCGUGGGAUAGUAAUCAACAGGAACCACCACCACCCAAGAAUCCAGUGAUCGUGAGGAAUGCCCAGGUGGAGGAAGAGGAUGAAUCUGGUAUCGAUGAUUACGGGGAUUACGAUAACAAUCAGGUGACCGUCAAGAACGAUAAACUGGUGGCGGCAAUCUCCGCGGGACAGGAGGCGCCACAAAUAACUCAGAGAGAUGCUCGAGGAAACGAGGAGAAUCUGGGUGUCAACGAUCCCAGGACUCAGGCCGAGGUGGAGAUGAUCAUCAACGAGAGAAUGAGGUUCAGGCUUGAGAAGUUAAUUCAAAAUUGUCCUGGGGGGAUCUGGUGCUCGGAACUGGCAAAAAUGUACUAUGAGAAGUACAAUUUAAAUCUUGAAUGGCAGCAGCUGGGGUUCAACAGUCUGAGCGAUCUCGUUCUUCAUCUUCCUGAUAUCUUCUACUGCGUUCAGCCCAGUCCCACAGCCGACUUCAGGGUGUUCGAUGCCAAGAAUAGAGACAAAGGAGAGGCUGUCAUGCCUGUCAAGUUGACUUUGAGUGCCAUUCAUCGGAUUUAUCCGGAUCCUGAGGACGAGGUGAGGGCGAUACCUGCUAGAUUAUCCCCUGAGACUGGUAAUCGACUGAUUCCCGAGGAUGCUGUGCCACUCGGUGAAAGCGUUGGGCAGGUUCUCAUUGACUCUUUCAAUCAGGAGGAUAAGGGUUACGAGGAAAUCGUUGUCUGUGAUGCUUUCACUCCUUCGUUCUUUUGGAUUCACCUGAGGAGAAAGAUUUACAAGCAUACUAGUAUGAUGGACGAAAUGCAGGUGUUCUACGACCAAAAAGCUAGCAGUUACGGUGUACCUCUGAUUCUUCUUGAGAAGGGGCUGAAUGUUGUCUGCAAAUUCUAUGGGAAAUGGCACAGAGGAAUCGUGAAAAAUAUCGAGCCAGAUGCAGAGUCAACGACAGCUAUUCUUUUUUACGACUAUGGAACUCUGCACAAAUAUCCGGCCAAUGAAAUUUACUUCCUCCAUCGGAUUUUCUCGAAUUUACCAGCCCAGGCAAUUCCCUGUGGCCUUUACAAUAUUAAGCCACCAGAGGAUUAUGAAGCUCUCCGAAAUCCGGAUGGCAAGGUGAGAUGGUCCAUCGACACCAGUCGUCGGUUUGUUCAACGAGUUCAUGACAGACCAUUGGUUGCCAUUUGUGGAAAAAAAUUUUAUGAGAACAACUCAAUGUUGCUCAGUCUGACAGACACAUCGAGCGACGAGGACGUAAAUAUCGGCGAAUGGCUGGUGAAUGAUGGGCUUGCGGUGUACGGUUCGAUGGGAGUGAAAGUCGAUCCCGACGAUUUAAAACAAUACACUGAGGACUACGACUGGGAUCGGACGGAAGAUGCCUUGCAGAAGUCUCAAGCAACUGCAGGAAAUAGUGAAAAUAAUCCCAUCAUUCAGAAUCUCGUGGUUAAUGGUGUUAUUGCCUCGACUCGGCUGGCUGAGCGUGGGGCACAGAUGAUGGGUCUUAUCGACAUUAUUAAAAUCAUGAAUUCCAAGGGAAUGGACAUGUCUAUGAUCGACGUAGAGUCCAUCUUUUUACUGGAGAAAGUCAUCCACGAGGACUGGGAGAAGUACUGCCCAGAGAAGCCCCACUCCUCCUGGAGCUUUUUAACCCAAACAAUUCAAAAUGAAAAUGACGAGACAACAGUUCCCGUUAACGGAAUCGAUCAGUCGUUGAAUGGCACACGUGACGUAGCCUGUGCGACGUUGGAGCUUGAGGAGGAGCUAGGGGGCUUCCAGGAGUCCCUCAGUACCUCCCAGAACGCCAAAGAGAUUGACGAAAGUCAGGGAGCACAAAUCUUUACAGAUAUUCACCGAUAUGUCAACGUUCAGGAGGUGCCGGUGGGGCUGGAGUCUUUGGAUGAAAAUGAUAUGGAGGAUCUCGGCACCUUCGACUCUGGGAGCUCCAUCAGGAUCCUGGAUGAGUGCGACGAGUCCAUGUACUCUGCUUACGAUCUAGCUGACACCAAUCCCUUCAAGAUUGAUCUGAUAUCAAGGGCAACAUCUCCUUUUUCAGAGCAUGUCGAGCAGAAGGUACUGCCUCCCCCCAUUCCCCCACGCACCAAGAAACAAUGCAGUAUGUCCACUCUGUCUCGAGUUGAUGAUGAGGCAGUCUCAGAAGGGAAUAGCACCGUGUCUCAGAGCUUCAGCAGGUCUGAUAUCGAGAUGUGGACGAACCAUAAUUAUUUGUUUGUUCAGCAGAAUGGAAACUGGACGUCUUCAGAGGUUUGUCAACCUCCAGAACCGUCUAGAGGUAUUUCUGUGCCCCCAGGAUUCAAACCCGUGGCCCCACUGAAGAGUCCACAAAAAGAGCUGCCCAAAAAUGAAAAUGAAAUUCCGGAAUUCAAUUCCGCAAAUACGAUUUUCAAUGUUUUGUCAACCACUCAGGAAAAUAGAUCGUUCAGACAACCGGACUGCCUGCAAGUCGAGCUCUUAAGAGGCCCAGUGUUCAUCUUCUUCAUGAAUGGCUCUGGCUGGAUAACUAUCGAUCAGUUCAGACGGGCUUUCACGAACUUCGCUGAUAAUCUUGCCAUCACAAAUAUUCUCCUUGAACGACGUGAUGAGACCUGUCUCAGAGUUAUCAGGAGAGAGGAGAACCCUAGAAUGUUCAAUAUUAUCGAGAGGAAGGUAGUGGGGAGUGACAAUUACGCACAGGCAAGGUAUGAUGCGUUCUAUCUCGUGGGUGUGAAUAUCGUGAUGUGCAAGAUGUUGAGGGCCUUUGGUCUUGUGUCCCAAGAGGAUCUCCGGCAAUACACUAGUAACUGUGGAGUGUCUCAUCAUCCUGUCCUCCACGACUUUGCACAAAUCUUCAGGGCUUGUAAGGAGGCCAUCAGACAAAUGAAUAAUUAAGCUUUAUCUUUUUGUUUAAACGAGCAGAGAAGUUGUCUGAAUCAAGUCAAAAGCUUUUGUUUUUUUUUUCACAUCAUUAAUUUUUAUUGUUUAUGAGGAUCUGACAGCAGACCUUGGGUAUCAAUAUCGUCCGGAGAUUUGUUCCUGGGGAACGAUGACACGUUGACGUUGAUGUUUCAUUAAUCAUAGCGUUUGUUAAAAAGUAUUUUUUUUAGUUUAAAACGACUAAAAGGUGUAUUUAGUUUUUUUUACUCGAGCAAUUUUCUAACGAAACUGUUGAAAUGACAAUAAAUAUAAUGCCAUGACUUCGGAAAGAGGGAUUGGAA